GUAAAUAUUAAACAAACACGCGAAAUGGAAUCUUUCGAUUUAAAUUUAAUUCAAUUAGUGGAGAAAUGUCCUAACCUCUAUGCGAAAAGCCGUCCAGAUUAUAAAGAUAGAAACAAGGCCCAAAAUUCAUGGUCUAGCAUCGCCAAAACGUUGAACGUAGAAGUUACUGCCUGCCAAUACCGAUGGGGCCAAUUACGUGAACGUUUUGCUCGUGAGAGGCGAUCUUUGAAAGCAGGACUUCCAUCCGGCUCAGGGUCCUCGAAUUUACUAUCUCCUAGUACUCUGUACAAAAGUCUUCUAUUUCUAGAACCACAUGUACAAACUAGAAGGACACGUGGAAAUAUUAUGAAAAAAAGUGUGUCACUAUCUGAAGAAGACUCCGUCUGCUGGGAGACAGUAGAGACAGUAGAGACUAACGAUCCAGAUGUAGCUGAAUAUUUAAGAACUAUCCAAAAUAAAGAAAAUGAUAACAUAAUUGAAAUUAAAAAAGAAAUAAGUGAUUCAGAAGGCCAUUUGAUAGACUUGACGAAGCCAUUACAAAAAAAUAAUAGAAACACUGAACAUCGGAAGAAUUCAUGUCUUCAGUUUGCUACUGAUGAUGGAGGUAAAAAAGCAAAAAAAGCCAGAAAGGUUGAAAAAAAUGCGGAUGAUGCUGCUAUUUUAGCAAUUUCAGGAGCCUUGCAAAAUGUAAAAGAACUGUGUGAAUCAACGGGCAAGUGCGAUGAUGUAGCAUACAAUUUUUGUAUAAUGACGUACAGUCAGUUGAAAACAAUGUCUAAAGCAAAGCAAAAAAUUGCUCGUAGCAGGAUCAGUUCAAUUAUGUUAGAACUCGAAUCUGACUGA
Trachymyrmex cornetzi is the source of this 843-nucleotide messenger RNA. RefSeq lists its product as uncharacterized. NCBI's taxonomy places the organism in Eukaryota, Metazoa, Arthropoda, Insecta, Hymenoptera, Formicidae. The record is from RefSeq and is a predicted model, not a curated record. Gene Ontology annotation, cellular component: nucleus; transcription regulator complex. Gene Ontology annotation, biological process: regulation of transcription by RNA polymerase II. Bases 25 to 843 code for a protein of 272 amino acids. The transcript has 3 exons.